Molecule: messenger RNA, 612 nt
Organism: Acanthosepion pharaonis
Lineage: Eukaryota; Metazoa; Mollusca; Cephalopoda; Sepiida; Sepiidae
Source: the annotation of a GenBank genome assembly
AUGUUUACCUGCGAGCAAAUAAAUCUAUCUAUCUAUCUAUCUAUCUAUCUAUCUAUCUAUCUAUCUAUAAUCUAUAACGCUUUCCAUAUCUAUCUAUCUAUCUAUCUAUCUAUCUAUCUAUAUUCUUCUUCUUCCCCCCUGCGUCAUCUCCCGUCGACGGGAAAAUCGUGGAGGAAACGAUACGGGACGGACGGAGGAAAAGGGGGAAACGAACGACGGGACGAAGACGGCAAGCGCCGGCGGAAUCGGGCACGGCUCGGCAGGCGGAAGGAAGCGAGAAACUCCCCGCCGGAACCGCUUUCGCCGCGACACCUCUCCCAGAACCGGUGCCCUCCCACGCGCUCUCUCGCUUUCGCUGCGCCUUCGGGGUUCUUCCUAGGUCCGUGUUUCAAGACGGGUCUGGUGGGUUGCCGAUGCACGUCGCGGACCCGAGGUGACAGGUGGCACAGUCAGACGCCGACCUACCAGUGCCCUCCCGCGCGCCCAGAUUUUUGCGUCCGGACGCGGAGAAGACGACGCGACGAGACGACGUCGCGCGCCGGCACGGGAAUCGACGCGGCCGCGAAGGUUUCGAAGCUCCCGCGAACACUGUCCCGCGCGCGCCCGAGAUAA